Gambusia affinis (western mosquitofish) is the source of this 4735-nucleotide messenger RNA. RefSeq names its product UHRF1 binding protein 1 (gene bltp3a). Lineage: Eukaryota; Metazoa; Chordata; Actinopteri; Cyprinodontiformes; Poeciliidae. The record is from RefSeq and is a predicted model, not a curated record. The transcript has 20 exons.
AGCUACGUGUACGUGGACUCGCGUGCGCGUGAGACUGGGGUUUAGCUACAGUCCAGUGUUUAGCGAAGAGGUAACAGCCGCUAACAAGAUGCACAGUUAUCGCCAUGUACAUUAUGGAAGUAACUGACAGCUAAUGUAUACCUGUUCAGUUAGAAAAGCCACAGACGUUGUUCGUCAUAGACACUAGCAGCAGAAAUGGCGGGGAUUAUUAAAAAGCAGAUUCUGAAACAUUUGUCAAGGUUCACCAAGAACCUGUCCCCAGACAAGAUCAACCUGAGCACACUGAAGGGGGAGGGGCACUUGUCCAACCUGGAGCUAGAUGAAGAGGUUCUUCAGAACAUGCUGGACCUGCCAACCUGGUUGGCCGUCACACGGGUCUACUGCAAUAAGGCCGCCAUUAGGAUACAAUGGACAAAAUUGAAAACAAGCCCCAUCUGCCUGUUCUUGGACAAAGUUGAGGUUGAGAUGAGGACAUGUGAGGAGCCCCGUCCACCUAACGGCCCCUCUCCUAUUGCCAUAACAGCAGGACAGAGCGAGUAUGGCUUUGCGGAGAAAGUGGUAGAGGGCAUGUCUGUCCGGAUCAACUCCAUUACCAUCAAGGUUCAGGCUCGUGCCUUCCACGCCUCCUUUGAGCUGUGGCAGCUGCAGGGCAACAGCCUCAACCCCAAGUGGCAGCGCAGUGACCUUCGCUACACCCGCAUCACAGACCCCAGGAGAGGAGAGGUGUUAACAUUUAAAGAAAUUAACUGGCAGAUGCCAUUGAGAGUGACAGGCGCCUCAUGCAGAGUAAGGCUGGAUUUUUAAUGCACAUGCACUUGCUUGUCACAUGUGGAAGGAUUUGAGAUAAAUACCCAUUCCUUUGUCAUAAGUCUUUGACUUCAUAAUUAUUUCUAGAUAAAGGACUGUAACGUGCUGGCGUCCAAGCUGCUUUUUAUUCUGGAUGACCUGUUGUGGGUACUGACAGACUCUCAGCUCAAAGCCAUCAUUCAUUACGCCAAAUCUCUGAGUGAGGCCAUGGAGAAGUCAGCCCAGCAGAGGAAGAGCAUGACUGCUGAAUCCUUACAGACGGCUCCUCCCUCGCCUGUGAUCCACAGCCUCUGGACUGAACCCCCGCCUUCCUCCACCAGCACCCCCAACACCAUCAGUCAGUACUUUGAUCUGUAUGAUGUCAAGGAGUCAUCCUACCACACCUUCAUAUCACGCUUGGACUUACACAUAUGCAAUGACAGUUCUUCAGUGGAUGAAGAUGAGCCUCCCCCGCCGGGCCUGCAGGGUGCAAUGCAGCUUACCUUUCGGAAGCUGGGCUUUGACUACUAUCCCAUUCACAGACCUGCUGACGGGUGCCGACAUUGGGAACGCUACGGCGGAGCCAUGGAGGCGCAGGCUCAGUGGGCGGGAAAACUGCUGCAGGAAUACCAGAGGAGAGCCGAGGCCUGUGGUUUUCCAGGGCCGUACUCUGAGGGGCCGGCCAAAGAUUCUCCUGCAAAGACUGCCAAGGAUGGACAGACUAGCCCCAAGACAAACCCGUCUGACAAAGAGCAGGCAGCCAGCAGGAACUCAAUAACCGCUUCUUUAAAUUCAAUCCUGAAAAGGUUGCGAUCUAGCUGCGUGGUGAUCAGGAUGGAUGAUGUGGACAUUCACCAGGUGUCUACAAGGGGCCGUCACAACAAGAAGACUCAUUCUUUAAUAUCCUGCAACCGGAAAGCUCUGCAUCUGCCAGAUAACGUCCCAGCAGUUCAUCUGCAGUUCACAGAGUAUUACUUCCCUGACAACUCCAAUUUACCAGUCCCCACUUCAAAUCUGUAUGUCCAGUUGAACAGCCUGCAGCUGUGUGUGGACGCAGCCAGCUUGCUGUGGAUCAAUCUGUUCUCCAGGGGUCUUCUGCAGACCCUGGACCAGGUCAAAGCUUUCUACCAUUUGCAAGACAGUAAAAAGGCUGACGAGCAUGUAGACAUCCGUAUGGACGCAGCUAACCUUAAGCUGAUUAUACCUCUGGAUUCCUCAAUACUGGACCAUCCCGAACGCCCACAGUCACUCUCUGUUAUUGUCCCCCAAAUGGUUUUCAGCAACACUCGCUACUGCCCUCAUGGCUCCACCGCUGACCUCAGCAGCGUUUGUGAAAAAUUUACCAGCUGCCCUUUCUUCCAGUCGACUCCACCUUGUCCUUACCCCAGAGAACCGAGUGCCUUCCACCCCGUUCCUGCCACUUUCCUUCGGCACGCUCAAGAAACCGAGCCGCAGCCUCUGGACAGGAAGCAGCCGCGAUCCCAGGACAUCUGGUCUCUCAGUUUGUCCCGCGUUGUGCUUGGUUUUGACGGAGCUCGGCGAUUCCCCAAAGGGAAAACUCAACCAUUUGUUGAGCCGUUCGCCACGUCGGUAUGGAUGUGCCAGCCGUCUGCCUUUAAGAGUUAUUCGUGGUCUUCCCUCUCCAGUCCUCAGCAGGAUGACGUCUCCUUUGCUUCUGUCCACUUCCUGGCACACACCAUCACCCCACUAAAGGUGUGGCUCAAUCACUACCAGUACGUUGCCCUGCUGAGGAUGAAGGAUGCCAUGGUUCGACUGGGGGCAGAGUUGAGCCGGGAUCUGCAAGGUGAUAAACAAACUCCUGGCCGGAAAUCCAAACCACCUACAGUUUGUCUUGCUCUUCUGGUGGACGCAGUGGAAGUGGGUCUGCUGUUGCCCCCCGCCACCGCUGCCCCAGAGGAAGAGCUUCCCCAGACUCCGGAAACAGACAGCCCCAGCAUGACAGACUCGGACAUUUCCCCGACUCAUCACUCUGACAACAGCAUCCUGGAGGACAGUGGUUUGGAAAACGGCAUCUCCUCCGUCAACGUGGAUCAGGAGGACCAAGAUGGCAUGGUGGAGCAGGCUUACGAGGCCGUAGAGGAGGAGCAGGAGGAGGCAAAGGAGAACGGAUUGGCAGCGGAGGAGGAGACGCCCGGUCUCUCCCCUCCUCUCUCACUCGGACCCUCCCCAGUGAUUUCUCGCGAAUCGUCCACCUUCAGCCUGGAGGGGGAGCUGACGAGUGCAAUCAGCGUCACCAAGGAUGCCACCAAAGACGCCAUCAGUGCCUCAUUGGAUCUAACCAAAGGGGCUUUCUCCAUAACGAAAGAUGCCUUCAGCAUGCUGAGCCGAGGCUCUGGAAUGAGUAAACUGUUCAGUGCUCAGCCCAGGGAGCUGAAUCCGCGUUCAGAAGAGUCAUCCCCUAAUCUGCAUCACCAAUCCUUGAAGCAUUCGCACUCCCAGCAGUCCUUUGAUAGUGCCAUCUUGGACGGCAGCCUCCCUGAUGAAAACCUGUCUAUCGAUAGUGAUUUCAGUGACAAUUUUGUUGUUCUCAUGGACUCGGAAUCAGGUGUGGAGUCUUUGCGCCUGAACAAUACACCUGCAGGCAGCCGUGGAAGCCCCGCCCCGGGGACAGAGGGGGGAUCAUCAGCUGAUCUCAGCAGUUCUCUCUCUCAAAGCACUGAUGACGUCUCUCAGGAUUUGUCCUCAGUGUUGCUUCUGAUCCUGAGUGGGACAGCGUGUACCAUGGAGGUACAUGGAGAAGACCAAAUAGUUGCUGUCCAAGCGCAGAAUUUAACCCCAGUGCAGCUGGGAAACGUCCGACAAUCAGACAUCCUGGCUGGUCUCGUACAAGCUGCAGGUGAACCGUCUCAGAAGGAGGGUUGCAGGAACUCUCCAGCGCUCUUGUUGCGGGCGGAAAUUGGCCCGUCUGCGGCUCAGCGCUCUGCUCUGGAUGAGUCACUGGGUUUUCUGGAUGUGAAACUUCAGGAUUGCCAGGCAGAGUUUUUAGCCUCAACAGUUACCAACAUCGGCCCUUUCCUUGAAGAUGAGUUCAGUGUAGAUGGCCAGCCAAUAAGAUUACACUUGUCCAACGUCACUGUAAUUUUAAAGGAUGAUGGUCCCAGAAUCUACCCCACUGCUCCCCAACCUGUCCCUGCCAAAUUCAUUAUAGAUCAGCUGCUGCUCCAGCGAAGCGAUGAUGGAAUUAUGAGAAUCAAAGCUGAGGGUGCAAACACUAAACCCUUAGCAGGUGUUGCUGCUGCCGGGUUUGACACUUUUAAUGGCGCCGACUUGGUCCAACAGCAAAGUAAGAGUCGAACACUGGAGAGCCAACUCUGGGACACUCAGGCAGCCCUCACACAGGCCCUGACUGAAAGAGAGCGCCUCCUCCAGGAAGUAAGGAAGUACGACCCCACCUUUACACUCUAAUCCUCUUUAGACGCUGACCUCUAACCUCUGGGGCUGCUGAAGAACGACGACUUUAUUUUCUCAAGCUUGAUGCUGAGAAUAGAGCAGAGCUCAAUUAAAUCAUCUCUAAAGAUAAAUCCAAGAAAACGGGCGGUGGAUCCAAACCGUGGCUUCAUAUCACCUCCAACUGGCUCACACAGUCCAGGAGAUUACAAACAAACCCCCUGCAGCUGUUACUAAAAAGCCAGGGUCUGUUGAGUUCAUUUUUAGGUACACAAUGGUUCCUUUUUAUUUCUGGCAGUUUAGAUAUUCAAGCCAGAUACGCUUAAUAAAUUUACUCUGGUUUUUAUCUCAAACAAAUCAGGGUGGUGGGAAGUCAUUGUGUGGUUUUAGUGUAAAACAAGGCAUGCAACAUGAUCAAGCUCUAAAUUUUUCCACUUAUUAUUGUGCAUUAUGGAAUUGUUGCACAGACACUGCCGGACAGCUGCUAGUCCAUCAGUCCCUUCUUUUACACUGCAUGCUUAAUUAGCAGUGCUAAUUCAAU